AUUUAGCAAUACUUUCUUGGGGGUACCGUUCGAAAUUUACCCCACAUUUUUCUUUAAACGGAGAAUCUAUCUGCCCUAGCUGCCCAAACCAAAACCCUAGCGGCUUCCUUCUUCUUAUUUCUUCUUCGUCCUCCUCCAUCCUUACCAGAACUCGCAGGCCGCCAUGGGUCGCGUCCGCACCAAGACGGUGAAGAAGUCCUCCCGUCAAGUGAUCGAGCGCUAUUACUCGCGCUUCACCCUCGAUUUCCACACCAACAAGAAGGUUCUGGAAGAGGUGGCCAUCAUCCCGUCGAAGCGCCUCCGCAACAAGAUCGCCGGAUUCUCGACCCAUCUCAUGAAGCGGAUCCAGAAGGGGCCCGUUCGAGGCAUCUCGCUCAAGCUCCAGGAAGAGGAGAGGGAGCGCCGCAUGGACUUCGUCCCCGAACAGUCCGCCAUCAACACCGACUUCAUCGAGGUCGACAAGGACACCAUUGAUCUGCUCACUAUGUUGGGCAUAGCCAAUCUACCAGGAGUGGUGCAGAAGGUGGAGGAGACCGCUCCUGCUCCCGCCGUCCCUGCAGUUACCGGCGGCCGUGGUGGAUUUGGCGGCGGCCGUGGUGGAUUUGGCGGUGACCGGUACUGAAAUUUGAAUCGUUCUAGUCGAAAUGCUCUUUUAAUUUUGGUACUUCUUGAAAGAUUUGAUCUUUUUACAUUUUGCUUGUUUGCUUCUCUCUUAUAAAUAUUUUAUCUGGUUUUGAGAUUAUUAGCAUUUCACUAUUUCUCUACAUUUCUUUGCUUGAUUGAAUAGGGGUAAUACUAGAAAUUUUAAUUUCAUGAAAUAGCAAAAGUGUGUUCAUUUGUUCAAUAAAAAUCUACUACCUCU
Cuscuta campestris is the source of this 862-nucleotide messenger RNA. Lineage: Eukaryota; Viridiplantae; Streptophyta; Magnoliopsida; Solanales; Convolvulaceae. The record is from the annotation of a GenBank genome assembly.